UGUGAGCGAGGUAUAAUAUUGAACCGCAGCUAACUUAUGUUAGCUGCAAUAAACUUUCCUUUUCUUUUGGAUGUCAACAGGUGUAGUCAUACUUUUUAACAUAAGCAAAUUAUUAAGGAAGUAAUUUCCAGAUACAAAAAAAUCAAAUUAAAAAUAAAAAUUAGCAAUAAAACAUUUUUUGGCGCCCGAGCAGGGACAGUCGGUCCAGUUUUUAAGUUGAACACCAGAAUCAACCUAAUAUUAUUUAAAUUUUCUUAAUAAUUUUGUCUAAUAUGGAUCAGGUAAAUGUACUUACAGAAAUUCAAACGCAUUUGCUGUGCGAGCUGACGAAGCUUAAAGAAAAGGCACAUGGGCUGCGUCCGGAAACGCUGUCUCAGGGGUAUAUUAGGGUGAUUAGUGAAAGAGUAGAUCAUUUAUAUACAUCCUUUAUAAAAAACCAUGAACAAAUAAUUAGGUCUAUAAAGGAUGAGGGCGUGUGUGUUGAUGAAAUUCCAUACGUGACUAGUGCAACUUUUGAUAGCUUCGAAGACUUAUAUUUCACCUUUAAAGGGUUUUUGUAUGAUUCUAUGCCAGCCUGCUCUACAGCUUCACCGGUGGCAUUGAACAGUACAUUUGUGGCUCCUUCCCAUCGAAAUGAUACAUUUUACAGUGACGCUAAAUUACCGAAAAUCUCCGUACCAAAUUUCUCGGGUGAUUAUUUGGAAUGGUUUUCCUUUCGUGAUCUUUAUACUUCUCUUGUGCAUAAUAACAGUGCACUCAGUAAAAUUCAGAAAAUGUAUUAUUUAAAAAAUUGUGUCACUGGAGAAGCUGCACGUCUUAUCAAACAUAUUUUCGCAACCGAAGCAAACUAUGAUCUUGCUUGGAAAACAUUAGAGGAUAGAUUCCAUAAUAAGCGUGCUAUUGUUGACACAUGGUUAAAAAAGUUAUUCGCGAUACCAAAGUGCAUUGUAGCUUCGCACUCAGCAAUUCGAACACUUUUGGACACUACUAAAGAAUGUAUUGCUUCAUUAACCAACCUUAAUGUCUCAACCACAAAUUGGGACCCCCUUAUAGUCCAUUUGACCAUUCAGAAGCUAGAUUCUGAGACGAGAAAGGAUUGGGAAAAGUCAUUACAGGCCUCCAGAGAGCUUCCUACUUUGGAACAACUCAUUAGGUUUUUGGAGACAUGCUUUCGUACUUUGGAAACUCUCAAUGUAGACAAUACUCAAAAACUUAAGUCGGCGAAUAUUCCUCAACGCCAACUGGUACGAAAUUUCAACAUAACAAACUCAAGCAAAAGUGAAAACUCUAUUUCUUGCUUAUGUUGUAAGAAAUCGCAUCGCCUCUUUAAGUGCUGGGUAUUUAGGGCUUAUACGCCCACAGAAAGAAAACAAUUUGUUACUCGUAAUUCGUUAUGUCGCAACUGUCUUUUUCCUGGACAUUCGGCAAGCGAUUGCACUUCUAAUCAUACGUGCAGCGUAUGUAAUCGCAAACAUCAUACUUUAUUACAUGAAGUUUUUUCAGACUCACAACCUGCUGAGUCAGUCACUCCAUCUCGUACUAAGCAGAUACAAGGGCUCCAUGUAACUGCUCCUUUCUCUUCGCAGGAGUGCAAACGUGAAGUUCUACUUGCAACUAUUAUUUUAAAAAUCGACACGCCUAAUGGUGCUGUAUCCGCACGAGCCUUAUUAGAUCAAGGAUCUCAAGGCACAUUCGUUACAGAGCAAUUUAUACAAUUAUAUAAAUUACCAUGCCGUUCCACUUCUUUACAAGUGCGUGGGGUAAACACGCAGCAGAAAAAUUGUGUAAAGAAAUUAGCGUAUCUUAAACUGUAUUCCUGCGUAGAAUACGAUUAUACACUACAUGCAAAGGCAUAUGUCUUACCCAAGUUUCGUUCAUAUCUGCCACAACAGAGUUUUAUUCCAUUACAGCUUAGUUCUGAUAUUUCAAAUAUUCCUCUAGCGGAUCCUGAAUAUUUCAAAUCACGUUCCAUAGAUCUUAUCUUGGGCGCUGAUGUAUAUGGUUUUCUAAUGAAAGACGCUCAAAUAAAAACUGAUAGUGGACUUAUUUACCAAAAUACUCAUUUUGGAUGGGUUAUCUCCGGACCAAUGUCAACAUCGGUUAAUAUUGAAACAAUAAAUACACAUCUUUGUCAUAUAGAUGAUCAGCUUAAGCGUUUUUGGGAGCAAGAAGAAUUGCCAAACAUAAGACCGCAAUCUGCUGAAGAUAUAGCCACUGAACAACACUUCAUUUCUACACACUUAAGGGAUAACACGGGUCGAUAUAUUGUAUCGCUUCCUUUCCGAGCUGAGCUUAAUGGGAAACCAGUACCAGAGUUUCAUAAUUCUCAUUUAGGUGCUUUAAUUAGACUAAAGAAUAUGGAGCGGGUGUUUGCCAGAAACCCAAACUUCCAAAUUGCUUACCUAAAGUUUAUGAGAGAGUAUCAAGAUUUAGGGCAUAUGGAGUUGGUUGGAGAAUACCCCAAAAAUCUUACUCCGCUUUCAUAUUAUUUGCCACACCAUGGCGUAGAAAAGCUUAGUAGCACAACCACAAAGCUGCGCGUUGUAUUUGAUGGUUCGAGUAAGUACCAAAAUAAUCGAUCACUUAACGAGGAACUGGUGGCCGGACCUGUAUUACAUUCCGAUUUACACCAAAUAAUACUUCGUUGGCGUAGGCAUAAAAUAGCUAUGUGCUCUGACAUAGAAAAAAUGUUUAGGCAAAUUGUUGUAAACCCUGAUCACCAACGUUUUCAAAAUAUUCUCUGGAGAGAAUCUGUAAAGGAUCCUAUAAAAAUAUAUAAAUUAAAAACUGUAACCUAUGGUACAACUUCCGCUCCCUUUCUUUCUAUCAGGACAUUACAACAGCUUGCAAAGGAUGAGUCUGAUACCUACGCACUAGCCUCAGAAGUAUUGUUACGCGACAUUUGUGUCGAUGACGUUAUAACUGGGGCAGACAGUCUUUCCGAGGCUUUUCAUCUGCAACAAGAAUUAUGUGCACUACUAAAGGCUGGAGGAUUUUGUAAAACAAUUUCUGUGACAGCCUAUAUUUUUCGUUUUUAUUACAAUGCAACUUCUCAACCUCGGCGCUUUGGAAACCUAACAGCCGCAGAGUUGAAAUCGGCAUUCAAUCGUCUGCUAUAUUUGUCCCAACGCUACGAAUAUCAUGAAGAAAUAAAGCAAUUGUUACAAACAGACGCACAUACAAGAACGUUACAUGGGGGUAUACAACUAAUGAUAACUUUCAUUAGGCGAAAUUAUUGGAUACCAAAUGCGCGUAGAAUUGCGGAAAUUGUAUUAAAGCGUUGUUUGGUAUGCUUUAGAUAUACAGCGAAAGUAGCAGAACAACUUAUGGGACAAAUUCCAGCGGUUCGAUUGACUCCAGCGCGACCAUUCUUACAUAGCGGCGUCGAUUUUGCUGGUCCAAUUGAUGUACGCCAAUCGUCUCUUCGUAAUGCUAGAACAUCAAAGGGGUAUAUUUGUAUAUUUCUAUGUAUGGUAUCAAAGGCAGUCCACUUGGAAUGUGUCUCCAGUUUAUCUACUGAGGCCUUUAUCGCAGCUUUUCGGCGCUUCAUUUCACGUAGAGGAAAAUGUACGCAACUAUACUCAGAUUGUGGGACAAACUUCGUUGGUGCCAGCAGUCUACUGCACACCAUGCAUCAGCGCAACACAGCAUCAAUACCGGAAGACCUCAGAGCAUGUUUUGCUAGCGAAGGCACAACUUGGAAUUUUAUUCCGCCAGCCUCUCCACACUUCGGUGGUUUAUGGGAAGCUGGGGUAAAAUCCACAAAAUUUCACCUUAAGCGUGUCUUGCAAGACCGCGUUUUGAAUUUCGAAGAGUUGACUACACUUUUAUAUCAAAUAGAAGCUUGCCUGAAUUCGCGUCCUCUUUGUCCGCUCAAUGAAGAUGAGGAAAACUGCGAUGCACUUACACCAGGACAUUUUUUAAUUGGAGAACCAACUCUUAAUAUUCCUGAUGAAAACUUACUUGAUUUCGCUACUUCUGGAUUAAGUCGGUGGCGUAUGGUUGAACGCUUAAAACAACACUUUUGGCGUCGCUGGUAUUCGGAGUAUCUCAGUCGAUUACAAAGCCGUCCGAAAUGGACCACUACUCGUAUCAAUGCUAAAAUCGGCGACCUAGUUCUGAUGUAUGACGAAAGAUGUCCACCUGGCAGGUGGCCUUUAGCGCGCAUAGUUGAAAUGCAUCCAGGACCUGAUGGACUAACCCGAGUAGUCACUUUGAAAUGUAAAGGAAAAUUUUUCAAGAGACCUAUUCGUAAAAUUUGUUUUCUACCUAACGUGAACCCUUCCAAAUUAACGGAAGAUAGGAUUGUUGAAGGCAGCAACGAUACGGCUGUGAGUCGGGGCACAGCCAUUCAACCUGGCGAUAAACCAAUUACCUCCAACGGCUCUGCUGGAAACAAUUCUAAUUUCUCCGUUUAG
Molecule: messenger RNA, 4418 nt
Organism: Anastrepha obliqua
Lineage: Eukaryota; Metazoa; Arthropoda; Insecta; Diptera; Tephritidae
Exons: 3
Coding region: 273-4418 (1381 amino acids)
Biological process (GO): DNA integration
Molecular function (GO): nucleic acid binding
Source: RefSeq, a predicted model, not a curated record